Messenger RNA from Cornus florida, 1318 nucleotides. Its product is annotated as heavy metal-associated isoprenylated plant protein 7-like. NCBI's taxonomy places the organism in Eukaryota, Viridiplantae, Streptophyta, Magnoliopsida, Cornales, Cornaceae. Gene Ontology annotation, molecular function: metal ion binding. The transcript has 5 exons. The coding region runs from base 184 to 1170 and encodes 328 amino acids. The record is from RefSeq and is a predicted model, not a curated record.
UCCAGAAACCACAGUGGUAAAAACGAGAGUUUUAGAGAGAGAGAGAGAGAGAGAGAGAGAGAGAGGGUGCGUAUGCGUAUAGAGAGAGAAACACUUGCGUCUGAGGCUUGAAGCUUAUCACUACUGUUGUUAUCUACCACCACCAAGUUCUCUCAUUUUCGCUCCAGAAAAGGAAAACUACUAAUGGGGGAGGAAGAAAAGAAGCCAGCGGAAAAGAAAAUGGAGGAAAAGAAACCAGAGGAAGAAAAAAAACCAGCUGAAGGGAAAGAAGAAGGAAAAUCUGAGAAACCAAGCGAGGAAAAGAAAGAAGAGAAGAAAACAGAGGAUUCGAAGGAGACACCGCCGCCGCCGCCGCCGCAAGAGGUUGUGUUGAGAGUCUUCAUGCAUUGUGAAGGGUGUGCCAGAAAGGUCCGAAGAUGUCUCAAAGGCUUUGAAGGCGUUGAGGAUGUUCUGACUGAUUGCAAGACACACAAGGUGGUUGUGAAGGGAGAGAAAGCAGAUCCAUUGAAGGUUCUAGAGAGAGUUCAGAGGAAGAGUCACCGACAGGUUGAGCUUCUCUCACCCAUACCGAAACCACCGGCCGAAGAUGCCAAGAAGCCUGAAGAAAAAGAAGCUCCCAAACCAGAAGAGAAAAAGGAGGAGCCUCAGGUGAUUACUGUAUUUCUGAAAGUUCACAUGCACUGUGAGGCUUGUGCUCAAGAAAUCAAAAAAAGGAUACUGAGAAUGAAAGGUGUUGAGAACGCAGAGCCAGAUCUAAAGGGGUCGCAAGUGACAGUGAAAGGCGUGUUCGACCCACCAAAGCUGGUGGAGUACGUGCACAAGAGAACAGGAAAACACGCAGUGAUAGUGAAGCAAGAGCCAGAGAAAAAAGAGGAAGAGAAGGCAACGGAAGGCAAAGAAGAGAAGAAAGGCGAAGACGGAGACAAAGACGGGAAGAAAGGCGGUGGAGGUGCGGAAGAGAAGAAGGAAGGCGGCGGCGACGCGGCGGCAAAACCAGAUUCUGCGGCGGAGGAGGACGAGAAGUUGGUGGAUGUGAAGAAGAACGAUUUUCACUACUACUACCCACAACAGUACCAGGUUUACCCGGCGAGGUACGCCGCCGAAAUGUACAACCAGUACCCUCCACAGAUCUUCAGUGACGAGAACCCUAAUGCCUGUAGUGUGAUGUAAAAAGGGAUGGAUGUGAGGGGCAAAAUGGGGAUAAAUGACCCCUUUUUAGUCGCUCAAUUGCGCUACAUGUGCCCUGUUUGGAGGGGGAGACUGCAGAGGAACUGUAGAAUUUUGUGAGGAUUGUACUACUUUGUCCCUUUUUCUUUAA